Molecule: messenger RNA, 2294 nt
Organism: Gossypium raimondii (Peruvian cotton)
Lineage: Eukaryota; Viridiplantae; Streptophyta; Magnoliopsida; Malvales; Malvaceae
Exons: 8
Coding region: 489-2027 (512 amino acids)
Molecular function (GO): zinc ion binding
Source: RefSeq, a predicted model, not a curated record
UAAUACCACUGAUCUUCAGCUGCUUUGAAAAGAAGAAGAAAGAGUGGAGCCAUGGUUGCAAUCUCGCAGAUGUAACAAGGUCUUUGAUUAAGCCAAGAGUUGAAAAAAAAUAAAUUGGGUUUUUGUCCAUAAGCACUGGGUGAAUGAGGUCAGACAAGUUAGUGAAGUGAAAGUUGUGGUAAAUUGUGACAUUUGUUGAUGUUGUUGUGGUGGGGAAGAGAGAGUAUGUGAGUAAGUAAUCCAUGUCUAGCCCACCAUCUUUUUUCUUUGCCUUAAAUGAGAACUCUUAAAAUUACUUAACUUCUUCAUCUCCCACACUUUUCAAGAUAAAACCCACCAGCCUACAGCAACUCCUUUUUUCUUAUCUUCAUCCCUUAACCAUGUUCGUAUCCUUUUAAAGUUGUACAAAGAUUGUUAUUUUUUUCUAUUCAAAAGACUGUUUAUUUGGGUCAUUUAGUUUCCGUGGGAUUUCUUUGAUUUUUUUUUGAAUGAAAAAAAUGGGGACUGAAGGGAAACAUGUGUCUGUGGAACAUGAACUUGGAGGUGGUCCAAGCCAGAGAACUACUCCAGUUCAACAGGUUGAUGAUUCAACAGGAAUAACCGAGGAAACAACUCGUUCUCAUCAUUGGAGGCGAAGCAAUCUCUCUCUAGAGUUACCCUCGAGAACUUUUGAAGACUCCUCUCAAGAGUCUGUCAUAAUAAAGAUGCCCCCAACGCCGAGUCUGACUCCCAGGAAAGUGAAUUUUCUCUUGACACCGAGUCCAUCUGAUGCAAGAAUUAGUGGAUCCCCAGGUCCCUCCACAUCUAGAGGCAAAUCAUCCUUGAAGAGUCUCUUGCCAAAACUAAGCUUCAAGCAGAGAAAUGUUAAUUCAGAUAUCGAAAAGGCUGCAAUCUUUGCGCCUGAAUCUUCUUCUACUUCACUAAGAGAGAAGCCCUCCAUUGCAAGGACAUUGUCACUUUCAAAGAUUUUUACUCCUAGGAUAAAAAGGACAGCGUCACUACCUGUAGUAACUCAAAUUGCAAAUGCGAACCUGGAACCUACGAGCAGUGGAAGCCUAGGUGGCUCUGUAAAUUCUAGUAGAAAAGGUAAUGUGCUGCAGAUAUCUCGCUCUUUUUCUGUUCCCUUAAAUGACAAGGAAGGAACAACAUUAAGGAGAAUGGAUUCAUUUUUCCGAGUAGUUCCCUCAACUCCACGAGUAAAGGAAGGAGAAAUAAGUUCAAAUGCUUCCGUGGGACCUGAUGCUGAAAAUGGCAAUCCUGAUGGUGAGGACAUACCAGAAGACGAGGCUGUUUGUAGGAUUUGUCUGGUUGAAUUGUGUGAAGGAGGUGAAACACUGAAGAUGGAAUGCAGUUGCAAAGGCGAACUUGCUUUGGCACACAAAGACUGUGCCGUGAAAUGGUUCAGCAUCAAAGGCAACAAAACUUGUGAUGUGUGCAAGCAAGAGGUUCAGAAUCUACCUGUCACUCUUUUAAGAAUACAAAGUAUUCGAGCUCGAAACGGUGCUCUUCAGGCUGAUGCUCAAGGGUACAGGGUUUGGCAGGAGGUCCCUGUUCUUGUCAUUGUCAGCAUGCUUGCAUAUUUUUGUUUUCUUGAGCAGCUUCUGGUCGGAAAAAUGGGUACCGGAGCAAUUGCUAUAUCUCUUCCAUUUUCGUGUGUGCUUGGCCUCCUUUCUUCCAUGACUUCAUCAACAAUGGUGCAGCGGAGAUUUGUCUGGGUUUACGCAUCGAUUCAAUUUGCUUUGGUGGUUUUCUUCGCUCAUAUAUUUUAUUCUUUGGUGAAAGUACAGUCAAUUCUAUCAAUUCUCCUGGCAACAUUUUCUGGAUUUGGUAUUGCAAUGAGUGGGAGUUCGAUCAUUGUCGAAAUCCUUCGAUGGAGAAGAAGGUGGCAGGCUUGGUGGCAGCAGCGACAUAGAUCGCAAACGACGACUCAUCCACCAAUCCAAUCCCCUAGGGCUGUUAAUUCACCUCAGACACACAGAAGUCCUAAUGUAAGCCAACAAAAUGCAGAAACUUUCACCGGGAUCUGAACCGGUUGCUUACUCGAGAACGUGAAAAUGGAGGCUUUCACACUAUAAUAUAUUAUUUAUACAAAGUUCAAGCAUCGAUGCUUCCUUCUGUAAUGUAAAUCAAAUAGGCUAGCAUACAAGAAAAAGAUUGGUUCAAAGACCAGACAUCAAGGAACCUUGAAAAUUUGCGUCUUUGAGGUUGAUCUCCCAAGAGGCUUCCAUGAAUUAUUAGGUUAUAAUGUGCUUGCGAAAGGCUAUAUAAAUAUGGAAUACAUGUUUGCGAUUUUA